CAACCACUCUCCCACCGGCACUAGCCCUUGUAUCAGUCCGCCAGUUUCCCGCGUUUUUUGUCGGCCACUGUCGCUGACCGUCGUUUUCGUAAACUUUGCUGUGCUGUUUGAAGUUUGGAAACGUUGAGCAAGAUGUCCGAAGGCCGACGUUCCCACAGCAGCCGCCUGUCUUCGCAGCCCGACGAGGUCGUUGACCCCGUGACCUCUUCCCCGGGUCGCGACCUCCCCCCCUUCGAGGACGAGUCUGAGCUGCUCGGAGGAGCUGGCAACGAGGAGGAUGGCGUGCCUCAUGAGGAGGAGGAGGAGGAUGGGGAGGAGCUCUUUGGAGACAACAUGGAAGACGACUAUCGAGUCAUUCCAGCGCUGGACACAUACGACCGGCGCAUUCUGGACGACUCGGAGUACAGCGCCAUGUCCGAGACGGAACGGAGGGCCGUUGAGGACCAGCUUCGCCAGCGCGACCGCGAAGAGGGCCGUGUGCCGGGACGUAUGCGCCGUGGACUGCUCUACGAUGAAAGUAGCAGCGAAGGAGAGCGCCCCGUUCGUCGCAGAAGACUCGCGGAGCGCGCCGCGGAGGGAGCCAUGUCGGACGACGAAGAGAUGGUGGAGAGCAUAGAGAACUUGGAGGACCUGAAGGGCCACACGGUCCGGGAGUGGGUCACCCAGCUGGGGCCCAAGACGGAGAUCUACAAUCGCUUCAAGAACUUCCUCCGCACCUACGUGGACGAGCGGGGCCACAACCUAUACAAGGAGAAGAUCCGACAGAUGUGUGAAGAGAACAAGCACAGCCUGGAGGUGAACUACAACACGCUGGCGGCGGCAGAACAGGUGCUGGCCUACUUCCUGCCAGAGGCGCCCACGGAGAUGCUGGUGAUCCUGGACGAGGCCGCCAAGGACAUCGUCCUGGGGAUGUUCCCGCAGUACGAGCGGAUCACUGGGGAGAUCCACGUCCGCAUCACCGACCUGCCCCUCAUUGAGGAGAUACGUAGCCUCAGGCAGCUGCACCUGAACCAGCUGGUUCGCACGGCCGGAGUGGUGACGAGCACGACGGGAGUCUUGCCCCAGCUGUCCUUGGUCAAGUAUGACUGCGGCAAGUGCAACUAUGUCCUGGGACCCUUCGUCCAGUCGCAGAACCAGGAGCUCAGGCCGGGCUCCUGCCCCGAGUGCCAGAGCCUGGGCCCCUUCACCGUCAACAUGGAGCAGACUGUAUAUCAGAACUACCAGCGCAUCAGCAUUCAAGAGAGCCCGGGGAAGGUGACAGCGGGUCGUCUGCCCAGAUCCAAAGAUGCCAUCCUUUUGGGCGACCUGUGCGACUCUUGCAAGCCGGGAGACGAAAUUGAGCUGACGGGUGUGUACACCAACAACUACGACGGCUCGCUGAACACGGUGAACGGGUUUCCGGUGUUUGCAACGGUGGUGAUGGCAAACCACGUGGUCAAGAAGGAUGACCAGAUGGCCACCAGGCACAUGACGGACGACGACACGCGCCGCAUCUUGGCGCUCGCCAAGGACGACAAGAUUGCCGACAGGAUUAUUGCGAGCAUUGGACCCUCCAUCUUUGGCCACGAGAACAUCAAGCGAGCCAUUGCGCUCUCUCUUUUUGGUGGCGAACAAAAAAAUCCAGGCCAGAAGCACCGGGUGAGGGGCGACAUCAACCUGCUGAUCUGCGGGGACCCUGGCACGGCCAAGUCGCAGUUCCUGAAGUAUGUCCAGCAGGUGGCUCCGAGGGCGGUGUUUGCCACGGGCCAGGGGGCGUCUGCGGUGGGGCUCACGGCCUACGUCCAGCGCAGCCCCGUCACCAAGGAGUGGACCCUCGAGGCCGGGGCCCUCGUGCUGGCCGACAAGGGCGUCUGCCUCAUCGACGAAUUUGACAAGAUGAACGACGCCGACCGUACCAGCAUCCACGAGGCGAUGGAGCAGCAGAGCAUCUCCAUCUCCAAGGCGGGGAUUGUGACUUCGCUUCAGGCACGCUGCGCUGUCAUUGCAGCAGCCAACCCCAUCGGCGGCCGCUACGACCCUUCCAUGACCUUCUCCGAAAACGUGGAUCUCACAGAGCCUAUCCUUUCCCGAUUUGACGUUCUGUGUGUCGUCAGAGAUACAGUGGACCCCAUCCAGGAUGAGAGGUUAGCACGCUUCGUGGUGGAGAGCCACAUGCGACAUCACCCCAAUGCCAACAGCACCGAGGAUAAUGAGGACUCUAUGGAGGAGGACAGCCAGAGGGAGCUGGAGGAGGGUCCCGAGAAGAUCCCGCAGGAACUGCUGAGGAAGUACAUCCUGUACGCACGGGAGAAGGUGCAUCCAAAGCUGCACCAGGUGGAUCAAGACAAGAUUGCCCGCAUGUACAGCGAGCUGCGCAGGGAGUCCAUGGCCACGGGCAGCGUCCCAAUCACGGUGCGCCACAUCGAGUCGAUGAUCCGCCUGGCCGAGGCCCACGCGCGCCUCCAUCUCCGGCAGCACGUGUUGGAAGAGGACGUGAACAUGGCCAUCCGCGUCAUGCUCGAGAGCUUCAUCAGCACCCAGAAGUACAGCGUCAUGCGCACCAUGGAGAAGACAUUCCAGCGGUACCUGAGCUACAAGCGCGACAACAACGAGCUACUGCUCUUCGUGCUCAAGCAGCUGGUGCAGGAGCAGAUCAACUUCACUCGAAGCCGCUACGGCACAGAGCCAGAGGUGGUUGAGGUCUCCGAGCGAGACUUGCAGGAAAAGGCCAACCAGCUGAACAUCCGCAAUCUGAGGACCUUCUUCGAGAGCGACAUGUUUCGGUCGCACCACUUCAGGCACGACGCAACUCGCCACCUCGUCGUCCUCGCCUUCUGAGAAAUGCGCGCGAGAAAAGGGCAACGGGGUACGUCAGUCCUUUAAUCGUUUUCCAAAAAAGACUCAGAAAGAGACAACCAGGGCAAACUUUGUACAGAAAAGAAUAAAAAAAAACACAACAACAAA
Molecule: messenger RNA, 2943 nt
Organism: Ixodes scapularis (black-legged tick)
Lineage: Eukaryota; Metazoa; Arthropoda; Arachnida; Ixodida; Ixodidae
Gene: Mcm2
Product: DNA replication licensing factor mcm2
Exons: 18
Coding region: 133-2817 (894 amino acids)
Biological process (GO): DNA replication; double-strand break repair via break-induced replication; mitotic DNA replication initiation
Cellular component (GO): nucleus; MCM complex
Molecular function (GO): 3'-5' DNA helicase activity; ATP binding; single-stranded DNA binding
Source: RefSeq, a predicted model, not a curated record